GGACAUAUUAUAGAAGGUUCCAGCCUGUGUGAAAGGGGCGUGGCCAUGCCUAGUAGGCCUGUCAUUAGACGCUUCCCACAAGGGGGCGUUUUCCAAGGACCCACAUUGGCUCGUGCCCCGCUGCCCUCCUAGUACUGAGCAGCCUCAGCUGCGCGCGCACUGUUAUCUGUACGCACAGCGGAGUCCCGUGGAGCGGAGCAUCAUGGCCGCUCGAGAGGACCUGUACUCCAAAAUCCUCCCGCGGAGACUCCGGCAAACCCGUCCUGGCACCGUGAAGUGUGGAUCCAGUCUGGACGUCCUUUUAUCCAUGGGCUUCCCCCGACCAAGGGCUCUGAAAGCUUUGGUUUCUACUGGAGGCCGAAACGUACAAGCAGCCUGCGACUGGCUGUUUUCCCACGUGGACGACCCGUUCCUGGACGACCCCCUACCCAGGGAGUAUGUGCUCUACCUGCGGCCCAGCGGACCGCUGCAGAACCAGCUCUCCCACUUCUGGCAACAGAGCCGCGUCAACUGUGGCAAGAACAAGGCCCACAACGUCUUCCCCCACAUCACCCUAUGCCAGUUCUUCAUGUGUGCUGACCAGAACGUGGAGGCCCUGUGCGGGGCCCUCCAGGGCACCGUGGCCCAGUGGAGGGGCCGCUUCCCCAGCCCGCUGCCCCUGGACCUCUACACCUCCUCCAACUUCAUCGGCCUCUUCGUGGAGGAGCAGGUGGCCGACGUGCUCAAGCUGUUCGCUGCCGACUUCGCCACCGAGGCGGCCCGCAAAGCAGAGGUGCAGGUGGAGCCCCACAGGAAGCAGCUCCACGUGACGCUGGCCUACCAAUUCCCCAGCCAGCACCUGGCCACCCUGGAGAAGCUGGCCCGCGGCAUCGAGGUCAAGCUGGGCUGUGAUUGGCUAGCUGUGCUCUUCUCCAGGGACAUUCGUUUUGCCAACCACGAGAGCCUCCGGGUCAUGUACCCCUACGUGCCCCAGAACGAGGACGAGCUGGAGCUGGUCCCGGGGGACUUUGUGUUCAUGUCCCCCCUGGAGCAGGGCGGGGCCAGCGAGGGCUGGGUGCAGGGCAGCUCCCUGGCCACCGGGUUGACCGGCCUGCUGCCCGAGAACUACGUCAGCCGCGCCGACGAGGCCGACGCCUGGGUGUUCCAUGGUUCCCAUUCGUUCUUCAGCUGUGAGCCCAGCUCUGAUAGGACCAGCAGGGAACGGGACCGGGGCUUGUUUGAUGGGCUGCUGGACAGCCGUCGCCCUGACCACACCAGUCCAGGGGACACGCCCUCCCUCAGCCUCAUCUGCCACCCGAUGCAGGUGCUGAGAAUGGCCGGGGGCAGCGGUCACACGCGCACGCCUAAACGCACACUCUUUGUCUGUCGCCAUGGAGAGAGGAUGGAUGUGGUCUUUGGGAAGCACUGGCUCUCUCUCUGCUCCGAUAGCAAAGGUCGAUACAUGCGCUCGAACCUCAACAUGCCUCCCAGCUUACCGAUGUGGAGCGGGGGACAGCGGGACUAUGACAUGGACGCCCCCAUCACUGUGUUAGGGUCCACACAGGCACAGCUAGUGGGUGAAGCUCUGCUGGAGAGGAACACGGUCCUUGACUUUGUGUACUGCUCUCCCUCACUGCGCUGCGUGCAGACGGCACAGAACAUCCUCAAAGGCAUGCAGCAGGAAGGCAAGCUGAAGGUGCGAGUGGAGCCAGGGCUGUUUGAAUGGACCAAGUGGGUGUCUGGGAGCUCCCUGCCUUCAUGGAUCCCCCCUGCAGACCUGGCCUCAGCUCACUUCUCUGUGGACACUUCCUACAGACCUUUCAUUCCCAUCAGCAAGCUAACGGUCUCUGAGUCCUAUGAGAGCUACAUUAGCCGUAGCUACCAGGUGACCAAGGAUAUCCUGUCUGACUGCCAAAACACAGGAAGCAAGGUGCUGCUGGUGGCCCACGCCUCCUCCUUGGACGCAUGCACGCGCCAACUCCAGGGCCGGGGGCACCAGAGCCCCCAGGACUUCAUCCAGGUGGUCCGCAAGGUCCCUUACCUGGGCUUCUGUGCCUGCGAGGAGCAGGGGGACGUGGGGCAGUGGCAGCUGGUGGACCCCCCCAUCCUGCCCAUCACCCACGGCCCCAACCACAGCUUCGACUGGAGGGAGAGCCUGCUGCAGGACUGACCUCCGCCCGCUCCACCCCCUCCUCCAGGCCCUCUGGCUGGUGGUCGUUCCCUGGGGACGCCGGUCUCUUUCUAGACCCUCGCUCAGGUUCUGUCCCUCCACCUCCACACUUUAUACUGCUGAUUCUUCAAAAAUGAUUCCUUGUCAGAUUUGUUGUUGUUGUUGCCACGGCAACUGAGGGCUAGCCAUUACUCAGGGGUCCAAUCGUUAAGUCCAGUGUCGAGCAACAGCUGUAACUAUGGAAACAGCUAGACGUGGCCAUGGUGACAGGAUGCAGCCAUAUGGAGGGUAAACCUCCCCGUACGUUUAAGUAAGACAAGUUCUUCGCCCCCCCCACCAGGGAGCGACAGCAGUUCGUCCAUGGAAGGAGAAGAUGCCAAUAGCCACUUUAGAAACUUGAAUAAAAGGAUCUUUGUGUUUUCUCCUGAUUUGACUAACAGAGGCAUGGUCAAUGUCUCUGAUGGGGAACGUGGAUACUGAACCCUGACUACUGCUUUAUGCUUUACACAUCAAACCACUCUCUUGACGUUUCUCUCCUAGGCAUGUGUGUGAGUCCUUCUAGACAUGAAACCGCAUCGAGAACCGCACAGAAGUGCACAUCGACAAUCCUGCAGGGGUCUCUUGUGUUUGGACCAAAUCUGAGGCUUUUACCGCUGGAAGAAUAUUCCCAGUGGUUCUAGGCUAUUUAUUUUUAACUAUCGCUUUCUUUUGGUUAUAAAUAUACAUAAAUAAACAGACACAACAAGAGUCCUUCUCAUAGCAGCAUGCCGUGAAUUAUGCACCAUACCUCAGGUAUUAUAUGCAUUAUUAAGCACAUAUAUGCAGAAUUCACAAAUGUAUAUUUUAUUGGUUGAUCAGCUGUGUUAUGAGUGCCUCUUCUUAACAAAAAAUAACAUGCAAAAUUAAUGUCUUCUUGCACACUGUCUGGCCGAUAUUUAGAUAUGAUAAGAUGCAAACUAUAUCAUUUAAUAUGGGAUACAUUGUAAAAUGAGUUAUGGUUAACCAUAACUUUUAAGUGAAGCUACCUGUCGUCCAUACUUCAACUCUCCCCACGUCCCAUCAACACCUCAAACUAACUUGAUCGCCUUCAUCAACGGUUUCUCAACAUAUAAACAAUGUGUUGUACUGAAUUAGGGGAGCUUGGCUCAAUAUGCAUCUUAUGAAGAGAGACACACCUGUUUGGUUUGUUUGGGUUAUGGAUGAAAGUAUAUGAAGAACACAGAACAAAAAAAAGAGAAAUAUACAUUGUAUUGAACAAUGUGUUUGUAACGUAGCUUUACUGACACAGGGUUGCAAAAAGUGUGUGCGUGUUUGUUUGUGUGUGGAAGGGGGUCCGAUGUGGCCCUUCAUUUGAUGAGCAUGGGACGCACAGGACAGUGUCAAGGUUAUUUAUAUCUGAAUAAGGGUCAAGGAAGAAGCCAUGCUCCUAUUUACAGUGUUCUGUGGUUUAUUUAUCGUCACAAUGUAGGCCUAUCUCAGAGUGUGUACAGUGGUUAAUUUAUAUAAUGAGCUUAUUUUGAAUGAAGCACAUACUGAUUUAUAAUAUAUGAAGGGGCAGAGCAGUUUAUGUGUAAGCCUGUCUAUUUUGUGUGAAAUGUAGCCACAAAUCCUAUAUGUUAUUUACAGAACUGUAACCUAUAUUUUCAUAUGGUGUUUAGAAUGAGUUGAAAUGAUUCGAUUUAUGAGACAGACAAAUUAUGUGUGUAAUUUUCAACAAAAUUUACAAUAAAAUAAAUGCUUAAUUACAAUGCAAAGCAAUAAACACAAAUGCAGAAAGAAGGAACUAAAGCGAGUUGUUUUAUUUUAAACAAAUACUUCUGAAUUCUGUAAAAUCAAAAUAAAAUGUUUAAACCA
This is a messenger RNA of Gadus macrocephalus (Pacific cod), 4003 nucleotides long. RefSeq names its product ubiquitin-associated and SH3 domain-containing protein B-like. The transcript is spliced from 14 exons. Gene Ontology annotation, molecular function: protein binding. The coding region runs from base 203 to 2149 and encodes 648 amino acids. The record is from RefSeq and is a predicted model, not a curated record. Lineage: Eukaryota; Metazoa; Chordata; Actinopteri; Gadiformes; Gadidae.